CUUGAACUGACGCAAUCCCAGGGAGCCGAAAAUUUUCGGACGAGUAACAGGGGACGGUAGACUCCCGAUUAGCUGAGCCCACUCCCGAGUGCCCGAAUCCUCCUCAUCGGCGUGUCACAUAUGCCGACCUUUACGCGAUGGUUGCUGAUCUGGUUUCAGCGUUGCUAACGCUCGAUUUGAAGCCCGGGGAUCGAGUAGCUUCGUACUCCUCGAAUUGUAUUGAAAAUGUCAUCGCCUGUCUAGCUGCCACCGCCAUAGGGUGCAUCUGGGUCAGUGCAGCAGCAGACUUCGGGACUCAGGGGGUAUUAGAGCGAUUUGAGCAAGUACAGCCUCGAGUGAUUUUUGCGGUCGAUGCCGUCGUGUACAACGGAAAAGUACACCAUCAUCUGCCAAAGCUACAAUCUCUUCUUUCUGGACUCUCCGAGCGAUGCUCGCUGAACCCAGUCGUGAUCGUCAUUCAGUCAGCGAGGAACGCAUCCGCGUGGGACGACACCAACUGGGUCUCAUGGGACUCCUUCAUUUCGAAGGGCAAGUACAGCUGUUUGGGCCGCACUGCAGAAGGAGAAAUCGAGUGGUGUCGUCAAAGCUUCGAUUGGCCGCUGUGGAUACUUUUUAGUUCGGGCACAACAGGUCGCCCUAAACCAAUUGUGCACCGGGCUGGUGGUAUGCUGUUACAAGCGAAGAAAGAAUUUGUAAUCUGUGCAGACCUCCGCCCUGAAGACGUCUUUUUCUAUUAUACCACGACAGGAUGGAUGAUGUGGAAUUUCCUAGUGAGCGGUCUCAGCAUCGGAUGUGCGCUAGUACUCUACGAUGGGAGUCCUCUGAGGGACCCCUCUUAUCUGUGGCAUCUUGUGGAUGAACUGCAAAUAUCCAUUUUCGGAACGAGUGCGAAAUACCUCGAUCAGUUAUCGCGGAUAGGCUACAGGCCUCGUGACCAUCACGACCUGACUUGCUUGAGGCAUAUUUACUCGACUGGUUCGCCAUUAGCCCAUGCGCUCUUCGACUACGUGUAUGAACGUAUUCACCCCAACGUACUUCUCGCGUCUAUAACAGGAGGUACGGACAUCUGCUCACUCUUUGCUGGGAUGUGUUCUGCGCUGCCGGUACAUCGUGGGGAAAUCCAAUGUCGUAUGCUGGGAAUGGCAAUCGAAACCUAUACUCACGACGGGCACAAUUGUCAAGCUGGCGAGGCUGGCGAGUUGGUAUGCGUUAGACCAUUUCCAUGUAUGCCCAUCGGAUUUUGGCCCCUCGCUGGUUUCGGGACGGACGAGAAUGUCAAGGCUGCAGCCAAGAGGUUUCGUCUAUCCUAUUUUGCUGAAUACAAGGACGUGUGGUAUCACGGAGACCACGUGCUGAUCACACCUUCUCGGCAUGGAAAUGGAGGUGGACUCAUCAUGCUAGGAAGAAGUGAUGGGGUCCUAAAUCCUGGAGGGAUCCGAUUCGGAUCGUCUGAAAUAUACAACGUCCUUGAAAUGUGCUUCUCGUUUUCUGAAGAGCGGAACGCGAACGACACAAUUGAGGAUGCAUUGGUUGUGGCGCAGUCCAUUGAAGGCGGCACAGAUGAGCGCGUGAUCCUAUUCGUUAAGCUUUAUGGCAAGCGGACGCUAUCAAUAGAAAUGGAGCAGAAGAUUAGAUCGGAAAUAAGAUCACGACGGAGCCCACGCCAUGUUCCUGCUCGAAUAAUCCAAGUCGACGAUAUCCCAUAUACCUUGAACGGGAAGCGCGUAGAGAUUCCAGUUAAAAAGAUCAUCAAUGGAGCCCAAAUUUCGAGUGUGAAUUCUGCUACACUGCGAAAUCCUGAAUGUCUGGCUCAGUUUGCAAGUAUCGGAGAGAUGCUCCGAAAUGAGAUAUCGAUAGCGAUGAAACGUUGAUUUUGACAUGUUUGUACGUUGUUUGUAGGGUAGAAAAGGAAAAUUCACUUGCGGGCGUUUCUACUU
Suillus fuscotomentosus is the source of this 1937-nucleotide messenger RNA. RefSeq lists its product as uncharacterized. The record is from RefSeq and is a predicted model, not a curated record. Bases 138 to 1871 code for a protein of 577 amino acids. NCBI's taxonomy places the organism in Eukaryota, Fungi, Basidiomycota, Agaricomycetes, Boletales, Suillaceae. Gene Ontology annotation, cellular component: cytosol. Gene Ontology annotation, molecular function: acetoacetate-CoA ligase activity. The transcript is spliced from 14 exons. Gene Ontology annotation, biological process: lipid metabolic process.